Bemisia tabaci is the source of this 1845-nucleotide messenger RNA. The record is from RefSeq and is a predicted model, not a curated record. NCBI's taxonomy places the organism in Eukaryota, Metazoa, Arthropoda, Insecta, Hemiptera, Aleyrodidae.
UAUCACUUAUACUAAUAAAGUGCAUGCGUUAACGAAUGUGUCCGCAAUGUUAAUAUUUCAGUCAGGUUUAUUUGUUCGUAAAUGGUGUUUGGUUCCUUUCUCUAGUUGAGUGAUAUUUAAAUAUAAUCAGUAUUAAUAUUCAUCCUAAAUUUUUAAAUCUUAUGUGAGAGUAAAAUUAAUAAAAGUUUACAUUUGUAUCACAUCUUGAAAAUAGAUUUGCCGUGAGGGGUAUUGUUUUAUUGUGAUUUGAACUUCGCUGAACCGGAAAAAAGUGUAAUCUUCCAAACCAGUGUUCUAACAGCAUUUCAAAAAUGAUCAAGGCUGGAAACAUUAUUUCAUUGAAUUCUCGGUUGGGAGCUUUUGGAAUUUCAUCUUCGAAAAAACAUUUAAAGAUGAGUAAGAGGAUAGCUUCCCCGUUGACAGCAGCAACAUUCGUUCGGAAAAUGUCCUCCGCACUCUUCGAGCAUCCCGAAAAAACUUCAUACGUGAACGGAGCAUGGGUGCCUGCAAGUUCGGGUAAAUUAUUUGAGUGCUUAAAUCCAGCCAACGGAAAAUCUAUCGGUUCUGUUCCCGAUAUGGACUCCAAAGACACCGAGGUUGCCCUAAAGGCGGCUGCAGAAGCAUUUAAGACAUGGCAGAAAACGACCGCGAAGGAGAGGGGAAUCUUACUCAGGAAAUGGUUCGACAUUUUAGAGCAAAAGAAAGAUACCCUGGCUAAAAUAAUCACACUAGAGGCAGGCAAACCAACGGCUGAAUCUCUUGGAGAGGUUGCAUAUGGAAAUGCAUUUUUAGACUGGUUUUCGGAAGAAGCUAGAAGAAUUAACGGUGAAGUUAUUCCGAGCCCAGUCAAAGAAAAACAGAUGAUUUUGGUAAAGCAACCUAUUGGAGUUGUAUCUUUAAUCACUCCCUGGAAUUUCCCUUACGCGAUGAUAACCCGAAAAGCAGGUGCCGCUCUCGCCGCCGGUUGCACUUGCGUCAUCAAACCUGCAGAAGACACCCCUUUCACUGCACUGGCUUUGGCCCACUACGCUCAUCAAGCAGGUAUUCCUAAGGGCGUCCUAAACGUAGUCACGUGUAACAGAUCAAACGCACCCCAGAUUGGCAAGAUAUUAGCGACCAGUCCCAUCGUGGCAGGACUUUCAUUCACAGGAUCGACGGAGGUUGGGAAACUUCUCUACGAGCAAUGUUCCGCUGGAGUGAAAAGAAUUGGAUUGGAGUUGGGUGGCAACGCUCCGUUCAUCGUCUUUGAAAAUGCAGAUUUGAAUGUUGCCGUUAACGGUGCUAUACCCGCAAGAUUUAGAAACUGCGGCCAGACCUGCAUUAGUGCGAAUAGAUUUUUAAUUCAUGAGGCAGUUUUCGACAAAUUUGUCGAUAUGUUUGCUGAAAAGAUUAAAAAUUUGGUUGUUGGAGACGGAUCAAAAUCUGAAGUGAAUGUGGGACCACUUAUCAAUAAAGCUCAAUUCACGAAGGUCUCCAGAAUUUUAACGGAUGCGAAAGAGAAAGGAGCUAAGAUUUUGUGUGGUGGCAAACCUGCCCCACAACUCGGAGAACUGUUUUUUGAGCCUACCCUUAUCACAGGCAUCACUCCUGAAAUGGCCUGUUAUUCAGAGGAAAUAUUUGGACCCCUUGCCAUUUGUAUUCCCUUCAAAACUGAGGAUGAAGCCGUUUCGAUAGCGAAUAGUACGAGGCGAGGUUUGGCCGGCUAUUUCUACACAUCGGACAUCAGUCAAGCAUGGAGAGUGGCUCGAGACCUGGAAGUUGGUAUGGUUGGCAUCAACGAGAGUCUGAUUUCUUCAGCGGAGGCUGCCUUCGGGGGAGUCAAGGAGUCCGGGCUUGGAAGAGAGG